CGCACGAGGGAAGAUCUCGCGAGGCCUGCUCUGUCUCGCGAUACCAGAGUGGAGCCCGCCGCUGCCUUGGCUACCAGGCUGCUGGGGAGGCUACGCCCGCAGUCGCGCUACGGAGGCCGGGUUGCCAGGUUACGGGAAAAUUUGAAGAAGCUUGUGGAGUAACAUGAGUCAGACUAAUCUAGGAUCUGCAGGAAGUCCCUCAUGAUAGUUGUCUUAGGAAAAGAAGAAUUUAUAGAUUCUUCAUCAGAUUCUCAUUUGCACGGCUGUUAAAUGCAAGGCUACUGUGGUGAAACCAUGAAUAAAAAUUCAUCUGCUGCAGUACCAUCCGGUCUACUUGAAAAGGAUCCUGCCUUGCAGAUGAUUACCGUUACCAAGGAAACAGGCCUCGGUCUGAAGAUCCUCGGAGGAAUUAACCGGAAUGAAGGUCCCUUUGUGUAUAUUCAGGAAAUCAUUCCUGGCGGAGACUGUUAUAAGGAUGGACAUUUGAAGCCAGGAGAUCAACUUGUCUCAAUAAACAAGGAAUCUAUGAUUGGUGUAUCAUUUGAAGAAGCAAAAAGCAUAAUUACCCGAGCCAAGUUGAGGUCAGAACCUGCUUGGGAGAUAGCAUUCAUAAGACAAAAAUCGGAUGGCAGUCACCCAGAAAACCCACUGUGUACACCCCUUUUACAGACCUCUGGAGAAUAUGGACCUCAAGCUUCAGCAUUUAAUCUUCUUUCUUCUCCCCCUGAAAUACCGAUUCCAAAGACCUCAUCUACCCCCAAAACUACAGAUGCUAUUUUACCUUCUUUGAAGGGAAAUCAGUUAAAAACUGGAUACAAGAAAACAGAACAGACUUCAAUUGCUUCUUUGGACCACAGCCCUACAGAUAUGUCUAAUACAGAUGCUGCCCCUGUCUGGACCGAUAAUUAUGGACCACAAGGAAAGACGGUCUCCCUAAAUCCCUCCGUUCGCCUUAAGGCAGAGAAACUGGAAAUGGCUCUAAAUUAUCUUGGUAUUCAGCCCACAAAGGAGCAACACCAAGCCCUGAGACAGCAAGUGGCAGUAGACCCACAGGGGACAGUGUCUUUUGGAGAUUUUGUCCAGGUUGCCCGAAACUUGUUUUGCUUGCAGUUGGAUGAAGUAAAUGUUGGUGCGCGUGAAAUGUCCAGCAUAUUAGACUCACAGUUUAUUGCCUGUGAUUCCUUAGAAGCAGAUGAUGUGGAAAGGCUUAAACGUGAAAGAAAUGAUGCCUUAGAAGAAGUGAAUGCACUUAAGGAAAAAUUAUUUGAAUCAGAAAGACAAAGGAAACAAUUGACAGAAGAACUCCAAAAUGUGAAACAAGAAGCCAAAGCGGUCAUUGAAGAAACCAGAGCCCUGCGCAGUCGGAUUCACCUGGCCGAAGCCGCGCAGAGGCAGGCGCGCAGCAUGGAAACGGACUACGAAGAAGUGAUCCGGCUGCUGGAGGCCGAGAUCACGGAACUGAAGGCUCAGCUUGCUGAUUAUUCUGACCAAAAUAAAGGAAGUGUUCAGGAGUUAAGAAAGAGAAUCACGGUGCUUGACUGCCAAUUGCGAAAAUCGGAAGUGGCUCGAAAAACUUUCGAGGCAUCCACUGAAAAGCUGCUUCAUUUUGUAGAGGCUAUUCAAGAAGUAUUUUCUGAUAAUUGUGCUCCUUUAUCAACUUUAAGUGAAAGAAGAGCCCUGUUAGCCUCUCAGACUUCCCUGACAUCGCUGGGAAGGAAUGGCCGGAGCAUCCCAGCAUUGCUGGCCCUGGAGUCUAAGGAACUCGUUAAAUCCGUUCGUGCCAUACUUGAUAUGGACUGUCUACCUUAUGGGUGGGAGGAAGCUUACACAGCAGAUGGAAUCAAGUACUUCAUCAAUCACGUAACACAGACCACGUCCUGGAUCCACCCCGUGGCGAGUGCGCUGAGCCUGUCCUGCUCCGAGGAGAACGAGGAGGACUGCCCCCGGGAGCUCCCCGACCAGAAGAGCUGAUGGUUUUCUGCAGGAAGCUGAGCGCCGUGGAUGGCUCUCAGACGCAAUGUCCAAAAUAGGAAGGAACACACUACGUAUUAAAGUUGCGAGAUGGAGGCUGGAUUUAGGCUACUUUUGUAAAACUUUUGCUAUAACUGUAUUCAUUCACAAGGUCAGUUGCCACUACAGUAGUUCUGUAAGAAUAAUCUAGUCCUAUAUUUUGAAGUCAUAUAUAAUGGCACAUUUAUAUUUUGUAUACUUUUUUAUGUAGAAUUAUAAUUUUAUAUACAGUUCUCUAUGGAGUAUCUGAUACAGUGAGUUCUAUAAUUAGGACUUAUGUUGGACAAUUAUGUGAACAUAGUGAAAGACUUCAUUUAUUUGGUAAUUCACUAACCUUUCACAUGUGUAUCUUAGGAGAGUGAUUUAAGCAAGCUUUGGGGCUUUUUUUUUUUUAAUCACCAACAACUAUCUCACAGGCUACUGAAUACAGCCUGCAUUUAUAUGGGGCUUUCUCAUUUACCUAAUGCUUUUCUGGCCCUGUUUUCUAUAAACCAUCCAACAUACCCAGGAGGCAGAGCCAGUGGGUGAUUUCUAUUCUUGUUUUUCAGCUAUGGAAAUAGUGGUUCAGAGAAACGAGGCACCUUGUCCUGGAACUGAGGCGCACACCUAAGUCUUCUGAUCCUCUGCCCAGCCCUUUGUCUUGCACCCCAUUGUCCCGGCAGUGGGAGGUCACAGCCGCACACGCAGGGCACCUGGGUCUGUUGAUGCAGCUGAGCUCCACGCUGUGCUCGAGGGUGGCCGCAGAGAUUCAGGAGGCACCUCUUCAGCUAAACGUGGCCCCACAUAACCCUUCCUCCUUCCCCCUCCUCCACCCCCGGGCCCUCACCUGGUAGGAACAUUGUUUUUGAUGCUUCGUCAGGCUUCUUGUAGCAGCUCACAUUUUUCCAAAGUAAAGGGCCUGGCUCCUGCACAGGAUCUGCCCUGCUUAGGGUGCCUUUGCCCGCGGGCACAUUUGAGGGGCACUGAUGAGAAGAAGGGCAUCCAGAAUCUCCUCUGCUGUCAGAAGAGACAUCCUGGAACGCUUCCGCUCUGGGUUCAAGACUGACCUCAUUAUUGCUGGUGUCGCCCACCAGCUAAUUAUGCUUUACCUCUUAUUUUAUCUUACUGUAAGGAUGCUGGGCCAUUUCUGGCAGGAGUGAGCCAUUGAGGUGGAGUGCUGAAGAUUGUCUCUCAGUGGAAUGAUUGAACCCAGGGCUGGAAAAUGGGGGGAGGGAGUCAUUUUCAAUGUCCUGGGCAUUAGGUACCGACUGAAUAAGAACGAGGUAUCUAUUCUUACCCAAUGUUGUAUUUUUAGGUACUACACUUCGAAAGGGAGUAAGAAUCAUUCACUAAUCAGAAUACUUGUUCCCAAAGCGCGCCUGGUAACAGAGAAGCUGCUGUGCAACACUCUGGCCUUUGCUUCCCACUUCCUGGGUGCUGCUUGCUGGUGGGUAAAAAAGCAAAAAGCAUCUCAGGCGGCCAGAAUUGGACAGCUUCUCUUACAUUUUUGAAUUUUAAAAAUAAUCUAUUUCCAUAAAAAAUCAAGUAGGACGGAAUUGAAUGAAGGAAAAAAGAAAAAAAGCCCAUCUCACUUUCCAGUGGUGUAGCCGUCGCUAAUAUUUGAUGAGUAUUUUUACUCAAAGGAAAUAAAACUGUUAAAGCAGCUUUUCUCUGGCUUACUAUAUUGUGGUCCGUUUUGUUGUUUUUUUCAUGUCAAUACAUAAACCGAUGUAAUAUUUCAAACGUCCGCAUAAAGUAUCACUACCCAGAUAACCCUUGUGGAGCGUAUAGCCAGCAAGCUAUUGAUGAGCCCUUAGGCUGUCUUAAGUUUCCUGUUACUAACAAUGAAUGUCACAGUGAACAGUCUUAUGUUCAUAUUCUUAUAUUUAUUGUAUCCUUUUCCUCACAUACCUAUGUUCUCUUGCGCCAAUAUGUCUGUAGUGGGAAUGCAUUGAUAAAGUAAAUUAUGUCAAAGAUAGGUUCAUUUUGAUUUUGGUAGCUAUUCAGACAUUUUCCUCAUAAAAAUAGGAUCAAUUCACACUACCACCAAUAGUGUAUGAGAGCUGCUUUUCUCUACAUUACUGGGCUUUUUCUGGUGCUAAGAUUGCUAAUAGCUUUCUGAUUGUUGUUAUGCUUAGAAGAGUAGCUUUCUUUCCAAAGUUGCCUGAGGACCUGAACUUUGUCAACAGUAGGUUUAGAUGUCCUUUAGCAGCAGACACUGAUUCGCUCUGUGGAGGGGAAUCAGCAGUAACUAACUCACUGGAUGUCGAGCACAUCAUUACCCGGAAAUAUUUACCUUCCCUCUGUCAUAUAUAUGAUAGUCACGAGGACCGACUUUUAACAAGCUCGCUUGGGUGAGAGCCCGUGGUAGAGUGCGAAGCACAGUACAAACACACCUACAAGUGCUUUGGGCCUCAGUUUCCCCAUCUGUAUAAGGAGGAUCAUAAUCCCCUGCCUCUUCCCAAAACAGUUCAUCUCAGCCACCAUUUCCAGAGCACCUGCUAAAUGCCAGACAAGAUAUAAGGACUUGAAGUUACUAUACGAAGCUCAUAAUCCAAAACCUUUUUUCCUUUGUUUUUUUUUUCUCCAAAACUUUUUAUUUUUCCUUAAAGGAAUAAGAACUUAGGGGUUUGUUUAGUAGGAACCCCUGAAGAGACGCCCUUUAUCACUCUCUUAAAUUUGAAUAAUUCCAAAAUAAUAACACCCUUUGAGUCGAAAUGAAAGAAAGAAACAUAUGUUUGUAGGGCCUCUCCAAUAGUGAAUGCAAAGCAGCUGUAAAAAUACAGGGUCGAAUGACACUUUCAUACACUGCCUGCAAAAUGAGAAAAUAUUAUUCUUUAUCUAGGGCAAAAGGGGAUGCUUGUAUUUUCCCUGCUACGUGAAAUGCAGUGUUGAAUUCUGCACGGUAUAGGAUAGAAAGCACUGAACUGACAUUAACACAACUUUCGUGCUCUAUGGCAUGUGACUUUCGAGAAGAUGAAAAGAACUUUGCAUUAUUGAGGCCUGUGGAGCCUCACUUUGGAAAUAAAACACCCAAGAUGUUUUCACCACAA
Messenger RNA from Myotis lucifugus (little brown bat), 5042 nucleotides. It is a transcript of the gene STXBP4, whose product is annotated as syntaxin binding protein 4. Gene Ontology annotation, molecular function: syntaxin binding. The coding region runs from base 271 to 1971 and encodes 566 amino acids. Gene Ontology annotation, cellular component: cytoplasmic vesicle. NCBI's taxonomy places the organism in Eukaryota, Metazoa, Chordata, Mammalia, Chiroptera, Vespertilionidae. Gene Ontology annotation, biological process: regulation of insulin secretion involved in cellular response to glucose stimulus; insulin receptor signaling pathway. The record is from RefSeq and is a predicted model, not a curated record. The transcript is spliced from 18 exons.